Molecule: messenger RNA, 2520 nt
Organism: Helianthus annuus (common sunflower)
Lineage: Eukaryota; Viridiplantae; Streptophyta; Magnoliopsida; Asterales; Asteraceae
Exons: 3
Coding region: 1-2520 (839 amino acids)
Biological process (GO): DNA integration
Molecular function (GO): nucleic acid binding; RNA-DNA hybrid ribonuclease activity
Source: RefSeq, a predicted model, not a curated record
AUGGUUGGUGUUCCACGGCAUAUAGCGGAACACCGGCUAAAUGUCUCAGAGGAUGCAAAGCCAGUAGUGCAUGCUAAACGACAUCUGGGAGACAUCAAACACGACGCAAUGAAAGAACAAGUGUUAGAACUGCUAAACGCAGGAAUCAUCAGGGAAGUCCGGUACCAAACGUGGGUAGCAAGCCCAGUAAUGGUAAAGAAACCGAAUGGUAGUUGGAGAAUGUGUGUCGACUACAAGGAUCUGAACAAAGCAUGUCCCCGUGACUGCUAUGCUUUGCCAGACAUAGACGAGAAAAUAGAUUCUUUGGCAACGUUUCGGUGGAAAUGUUUUCUGGAUUGCUACAAAGGAUACCACCAGGUCCAGAUGGCUGUUCAAGACGAGGAUAAAACCGCAUUCCGCACGCCAACGGGGCUAUAUUGCUACACCAAGAUGCCGUUCGGCUUAAAGAAUGCAGGUGCUACGUAUCAACGAUUGAUGAACGAAACAUUCAGCGACGCCAUCGGUAAAUACAUAGAGGUAUACAUGGACGAUCUGGUAAUCAUGAGCAAGGAGGAGAGCGCGAUGCUGGCAAAUAUUCAGAAAACCUUCAACACGCUGCGCAGCGUGAGCAUCAAACUGAAUCCAGCAAAGUGCUCAUUCGGAAUGGAGGAACGAAAGUUUUUGGGCUUCAUAGUCACUAAAGACGGUUUUAAGGUGAACCCAGAAAAGGUCCAGGCCAUAGAGAGGAUGCCUUCACCAGCAAACGUCAAAGACAUGCAAAAGCUCGCAGGACGAUUGGCAGCACUCAAUCGAACCUUAACCGACCCAGAAACCAGAUACGCAAUCAUGGAAAAGCUUGUCCUUGCAUUGAUUCACGCAUCAAGAAGGCUGCGCCGAUAUUUCGCCAAUUACGUCAUCCACGCGUUAACAAAUUACAAUAUUGGGAAUAUCCUAGCAAGGCCGGAAAUAUCAGGAAGGUUGGCCAAAUGGGCGAUAGAGCUAGGGGGACACAACGUAGUCUUCAGACCACGACCGUCGAUCAAAGGCCAAGUUUUGGCAGACUUCAUGACGGAAGUCCCGGAUGACAAAGACAGAGAGUGUAAGGCGAUGGAGAAAGCGGAGAAAAAACAAACCGAAGAACCAUGGCUGCUGUAUACAGACGGUGCAUCCAACGAAGAUGGGGCAGGCGCGGGGCUACGGCUAGUAAGCCCUGACAAACACGAGUUCACUUACGCCAUACGCCUAGACUUCAAGAGCACAAAUAACGAAGCAGAGUAUGAAGCCUUUCUGGCCGGCUUGCGUUUGGCAAUCAAAAUGGGAGUCCGACAUAUUGAGGCACAUGUGGACUCCAUGUUAGUAGCAGGCCAAAUCAAUGGUCAAUACGAAGCCAAGGGCGACAUAAUGGCACUCUAUCUCAACCAAGCAAAAACGUUGCUGCAAACCUUCUAUUCUUACAAGGUGCACCACAUAAACCGCAGUGAAAACAAGCCGGCAGACGCCCUAAGCAAGCUUGCGUCAACAAGCUUCCAGCACCUAGCUAAAGACGUGCGUAUAGAAGUUUUAAGCAACCCAUCUGUCCCACUCCGAGAAGUCAGCGUCAUCCAAACAGGAACCACGUCCUGGAUGACACCCAUAAUCAUGUACUUACAGUCCGGGAUACUUCCAGAAAAUAAAGCUGAGGCGCGGAAAAUCCAGUAUAAAUCAGAACAUUAUCAGAUGGCGGACGGGAUAUUGUACCGAAAGUCAUAUCUCGGCCCGCUGCUAAGAUGUGUUGACGCCGACGACGCAAAUUAUCUGAUCCGGGAAGUACAUGAAGGCAUCUGCGGCAUCCACGCCGGGCCGCGCAUGGUAGUGGCAAAAGUAAUGAACGCCGGUUACUAUUGGCCCGGAAUGCACCUCGAUGCCGUGAAGGAAUUAAGAAAAUGCAGCGGCUGCCAACGGCAUGCACCAAAAACCAUGCGUCCAAAAAACGAGUUGGUGCCAGUAACAACCGCAUGGCCCUUUCAGCAAUGGGGCAUAGACAUGGUGGGCCCUUUCCCAGAAGCUCCGGGGGCAGUCAAGUUCAUCAUCGUCGCGGUCGACUACUUCACCAAGUGGGUGGAAGCAAAAGCACUUGCGUCAACCACAUCGGCAGUCGUUAAACGAUUCAUCUGGGAACAAAUCAUAUGCCGUUUCGGCCUGCCAAUCCGAAUCAUCACCGACAAUGGUACAAACUUUGCAGCAGAUGAUCUCGAACGAUGGUUCAAGGAACUAAACAUUGAACAUACCUUCUCGUCGGUCGCACAUCCGCAAGGGAAUGGUCAAGUUGAAGCAGUCAACAAGAGCAUCGUUGAUGGCAUCAAAGCAAGACUCGGUGAAAAAAGACGAGGAUGGGUCGACGAGCUACCAAGCAUAUUAUGGGCCCAUAGAACAAUGCCCAAGACAAGCAAUGGAGAAACACCGUUCAGCUUGAAAAACCGGGAAAACUGGCUCCCAAAUGGGAAGGCCCGUACAUCAUUGAUGAGGUCCUCGGCAAGGGGGCAUACAAGCUACGCACCAUGA